AUGGAGCAUCCGGACUUCCUGGAGAAUGGGGAAUUUACGAAGCAAGUGCCACAUAAUCACAAUGGCAAGGCUACCUUGGCUACCUCAGAUCCAAGUUCAUAUCCAAUUCUUGUUACCAUCAAACGCUGUUCUAAUCUGUUUAUCACACCUUCUCUCAUAGCGCUAACAGCAGAGCCAGAUUCUGCGCUUAUCAAGAUGGCACACGUCGAUGGAGAGCAAUCUGAUUGCGACCCCUACUCUCCGAGUAUGGAAGAGUUUCGUGUCAAGAUCAGAAAAUGUCAAGACGCAUCAAUGGCUCGAUCUCGGGUCCAGAGUGUCCUGAGCAACUACAACCAGAUGUGUCCCGACAUGCCCAAGGCGAUUCAGCUAAAGGUCGCCAGGACGCACAAAAGCUCUGAACUUCUCAGCCUGGUUGGUUGUGGCGGCUAUUUGGCCAUCCCACCUGCUCGUUCUUGGCAUCGCAGACGAAAUGUCAAGCUCUGGGGGCAGAAGUUCCCUGAUACACGACCUUUCUUCCCUAAAAACGUCUCAGAGGAGGAGGCACUCCUCAAGUAUGAGGGAAAUUUUGUGACGGGGGACGACUACCCUCUCUCGGAUGUUAGCGAUGGACAUUCCAAAGACAACAACAAAGAGGAUUACAAGCGCAAGUCGAAUCUAGGCGAUAUUUUCGAAAGAGCCGCGAAAAAGCACAAGGUUGACCGAACUACCGCUUCGCCCAACCGUAACAUCCCAGAGCCGCACAAUGUGCAAAAGACCCCAGGUACUGAGGGCCCGGAACAAGGCAAAGUUUCGUAUCUCAAAAGAAAAAUCAAGGCACGGGACGAGCUUCUCAGCGAAAAAGACAAAGUCAUCAAACAGCAAGACGCGCAAGUCAAGAAGCUGGAGCGUCAACGUGAUCGAAGGUUCAAAGACGGAGACAAAGACUUCAGAAGGCUCUUCAAUUGUGUCAAAGCGCUCAAGACAAGCCUCAAAGAUGCGGCUGAAAAGGAGCACGAUCUGCAGGCGUAUGUUCGGCAACUGGAAGAUCAGAUCAAGAAUCGAGAUGAAGAAAUCGAGAAGCUCUCUGAUCGCAACAGAAAGCUCAGUGCAAAGAACCAGGACGGAUAUCGCACUUGGGAGAUGCACGCUGAGGGACUGGAAGGGGGUCGAGGCAAAGAAAUCAAGGAACUCAUUCGUGAUGACAGAACACUCGGGGAAAAGGUCAAAGAGCCAUCCGAUACGGAGGAGGAGUAA
This is a messenger RNA of Fusarium verticillioides 7600, 1233 nucleotides long. RefSeq lists its product as hypothetical. The transcript has 3 exons. Bases 1 to 1233 code for a protein of 410 amino acids. The record is from RefSeq and is a predicted model, not a curated record. NCBI's taxonomy places the organism in Eukaryota, Fungi, Ascomycota, Sordariomycetes, Hypocreales, Nectriaceae.